Messenger RNA from Helianthus annuus (common sunflower), 1657 nucleotides. RefSeq names its product cytochrome P450 CYP72A219. The record is from RefSeq and is a predicted model, not a curated record. The coding region runs from base 7 to 1560 and encodes 517 amino acids. Lineage: Eukaryota; Viridiplantae; Streptophyta; Magnoliopsida; Asterales; Asteraceae. Gene Ontology annotation, molecular function: monooxygenase activity; oxidoreductase activity, acting on paired donors, with incorporation or reduction of molecular oxygen; heme binding. The transcript is spliced from 5 exons.
AGCAGCAUGUUUGGACUGUGUAGUGGUGUUGGGAUGGCGGUGGCAACGGUGGUGGUGGUGGUGGGUGUGUUUUCAUGGAGGGUUUUCGAUAUGGUGUGGUUGAAACCAAAGAAGAUGGAGAAGUGUCUAAGAGACCAAGGACUCAAGGGAACCUCCUACAAGUUGUUAUAUGGAGAUGUUAAGGAGAUGGUGAAAAUGAUAACCGAAGCAUAUCGCAAGCCCAUAAACUUGAAUGAUGAUAUCGUGCCCCGAGUUUUGUCAUUUUUUCAUAGUGUUGUUACCACUCAUGGAAGUAAGAAUUGCUUUACAUGGAUGGGACCAAGGCCUAUACUACACAUAUCCGAUCCAACAAUGAUAAAGGAGAUUUUAGGAAACUAUGAAGCCUUUCAAAAGCAAAGAGGCGGAAACCCAUUAACGAGUUUGCUAGCAAAAGGACUGGUGGACGUUGAGGGUGAUCAAUGGGUGAAACACAGAAAGAUCAUUAAUCCCGCCUUUCAUGUCGAAAAGCUUAAGCAUAUGGUGCCGGCUUUUUAUGUGAGUUGUGAUGAGAUGAUUAGCAAAUGGGAAGAAACAUUAAACGGAAAAAGAUCGUGUGAAAUGGAUGUGUGGCCGCAUCUUCAAACAAUGGCCGCUGAUGUAAUUUCACGCACAGCGUUUGGUAGUAGCUAUGUAGAAGGAAGAAAGAUUUUUGAACUUCAACAUGAACAAUCCGAGCUAGUUAUAACCGCUUUUCAGUCUAUUUAUAUUCCAGGAUCACGAUUUCUACCAACGAAAAGCAACAAGAGGAUGAAAGCAAUUGCCCGCGAAGUAAAGGGUUUGGUAAAGAAUAUUAUUGAUAAGCGAGUGGCGGAGGGGGGAAAUAGCAAGGACGACCUCUUGGGCAUACUCUUGGACUCUAAUAAUAAAGAAAUAAAGCAACAUGGACAUAACAAAUUUGGACUCAGUAUUGAUGAUGUCAUUGAAGAAUGUAAACUCUUCUAUUUUGCAGGCCAAGAAACUACAGCAAAUUUGCUUGUUUGGACUAUGAUUUUGUUAGGCCAACACAUAAAUUGGCAAGAUCGCGCUAGGGAAGAAGUUUUAAAGGUUUUUGGAGAUAGAAAACCAGAUAUUGAGGGGUUGAAUCAACUUAAAAUUAUCAACAUAAUCUUCCUCGAGGUUCUUAGGUUAUACUCUCCGGUGGUAGGAAUGGCCCGAAUGAUUCAUAAAGAAACCAAACUAGGAAACAUCACUUUACCUGCCGGAACACUCAUGCAAGUGCACACAAUGCUUACACAUUAUGAUCCUACUAUAUGGGGCGACGAUGUAAAGGAGUUCAAACCAGAAAGAUUUUCACAAGGCGUGUCAAAGGUGACCAAGGGACAAACUGCGUUUAUCCCGUUUGGAGGGGGUCCACGUGUAUGUAUAGGACAAAAUUUUGCUAUGUUGGAAGCAAAAAUGUCGCUCGUUAUGAUUCUGUCACGCUUCUCAUUUGAGCUCUCGCCUUCGUAUUCACAUGCUCCGUAUACUAUCAUCAGUCUUCAACCUCAAUUUGGUGCACAUUUAAUUUUGCAUAAACUCUAGUGAUUACGGCUAGCUACACUGUUCUUUAUGGCUAAAGCAUUUGAAAAUAAUUUUGUAGUUUACACUUACACCAUAUAUCAGGCAUUUUGCUUGUAUA